Messenger RNA from Daktulosphaira vitifoliae (grape phylloxera), 983 nucleotides. RefSeq lists its product as uncharacterized. The record is from RefSeq and is a predicted model, not a curated record. The coding region runs from base 81 to 911 and encodes 276 amino acids. The transcript has 6 exons. Lineage: Eukaryota; Metazoa; Arthropoda; Insecta; Hemiptera; Phylloxeridae.
GUUUAACUUUUUGAAAAAUUUUGAAAAAUUUAUAUUUUAUAAAUCUAAAAUAUUACAUUUGGCAAUUGUAAAACAUAAGAAUGUUGUUAAAAUUUAUUGGAAUGAUAUGGUUUUCGAAUAUCACUGUUCAUACAGCAGAAAAUGAUAACAUUUUUUCAAAGUGUUUUAAGUGUUUAACUCAUCCAAUGACUAAUAAUGAUGACUUGAGAUAUUCUGAUUCAUUAUGGGGAAAUUCAAAUAAAACAGAUCCUACUAAAGACACAAUAUCUAAGAAAAUAACAAGUGUAGAAGUCAGAUAUUUAUACUGUUACACUAAAGAAGCAGGUGGAAAUUUUGUAGGUUUUUAUAAAAUUCUCGACAAUGGUCAUUACUUUCAACCACUUUAUUCAAAAAAUCGAAUUGAAAAAAGUGAUAACGAUGAUUUACAAUCAAUGCGAACAUCUAACCAUUCCAUAGAGUGUAAGAAGUUGACAAUUCCAAUUUAUGAAAUGCACGAAGAAAUUACAAAAGAUGGAAAUGAUUUUUUUAAAGCUCUAUCUCUAAUUAGAGAUGGUACACAAAAUAAUCAUAGUAUAUACAGGGAAUUGAUAUAUAAGGAAGUAAUAAAUAAUAAUAGUUUGGUUGAAAUACUAAAAGGCGAAGACAAUUUAAAAAAGUAUUUACAGAAGAGAAAAAUAAAAAAAAAUGGUGUAUUAUCGGGCGUUAUUGAGAUAUUUGCAGCCGUUUAUUUGAUUAAAAUGUGUAUUUAUAUUUACAUAGAUGCAAGUAAUAUGUGGUUUUUUUUCCAUGAAGACUGGCCAAAUUACAAUUCUAUUGAUUUCAGUCAACUUAAUUGUUUGUAUUUCGCUAUAAAGAAAUCUCAAAUUUACAUUGUUAAUGACGUUUAUGAUAUUAAUCAAGAAAAUUUGUAAUUAUAUUUAUUUUUUAAAAAAUCGUAAAAGAUUUGUUAAAACUCAUAAUUUUUUAAUUUUCAUUAAUAAAUU